AUGAGAAACACAAUCAUGGAUAUUAGAAGCUAUACAGAAAGGAGGAGUGUCAUCGAGCCCCACUACUCGGUUUUGGAUCUCUUAGAGGCAAAUAUGGGGGGCCCUCCGCCGUCUGCUAAUGUCAUAUCGAACUCAACGAAUACGCAGAACGACUGGAAUGCUAUCAUCGACCUCUCAGACUCAUGGCAGAUACUGUCUUCCUCAUCAGAGAAUUCGGAGGAAGAGGACAUAGAGGUAAGGAACGGCACCUUGGGCAGGAGCAGGAACGCAAACAUGAGCAUACAUGCAUCGACCACCUCUGCUUACUCGCACAGUUACUUCGACCAGUCCGCCAGCGACACAUCGAGCAGCAAUCAGUUCGUUAUGCCAAGAUUGUCGUACUCCAAGAAGGAAGGGUCUCUUAAGGCGAUCAGUGUCGUGGGAUCCCAUGCGGACUCCUUCUACCAGGAAUACUUGCAGGUUAGCACUGGCGAGUACUGUUUCAUGCUUGACGUGUCAACUGACAACAGUGUAUCGUUGUUGGUAGUCCAGAACCAUUUGGAGUUGCUAGAUAUUCUGAGGCAUUCAAGGGAUAUCACCGUCGUGGCAAUAGUGCUGAGUUUAGACCACAGAAGGGGCGACAACUUGGAGAUUAUUAAAAAUUGCAAUAAAGUGCUUUCUUCCAUGAAGGAGAGGAAGUGGCCAAUGCUGUACUAUCCCAACCUGAUAAUCAUUCACGAAAGGGCAAAUAAUAACCAUGGAAGCAAAACGAAAGUAAUAGCCAACUUGUUGCAGUUUCUCAGAGAACACGAGCCAUCGAAAUUGAAUGGCAGCAUUCGUUCUGAUACUGUCUCGCAAGAGAGAUCUGAGAGGAUGAUUAAAGAGCUGUUCAAACCAAACUCUGCUCCAGUUAAUAACAAGAAGAAUUUGAGUCGUUCCUCAAUAAGAGCGAUAAGAAAUGUGAAGAGCAUGAGGAAGAGUAAAUAUAAGCCAAGAAUCCCUUUAACAGAGAGAGACAAGUCAGGUAUAGGUAAGAAAGACGACAAAAAUCAGAAUGACAAAGAUUGGUUCUAUAAAUGGAGUGUAUCGAUCAGUAUAGGAAUAGGAAUUGGUGUCGGAUACUGCUUAUCCACCAUCAUUCCUUCCACCACGUUCAGUUACUUGUUACGAGACUUCGAUUCUAAUGAAACCAAUGAUCUCAUUGCAUACAUGGAUGUAGUCACAGACACAGAUUCCGAUUUUAUAAAAGAUACCAUUGACAACGGCCAAACCAUUAAUCUCCCCCAAACAUGGGAUUUCUUGACCUCCACCGUCAGACACAUUUGCGUUAUUAUGAAGUACAUCAUCCUCAAACCAAUAUCGUUUCUUGGUUCAAACUGGCAAAAUUUAGACGAUUCAAAUAGAAUCAUAGCCAUGAGCUAUGUACUAUUAUGA
Molecule: messenger RNA, 1413 nt
Organism: Tetrapisispora phaffii CBS 4417
Lineage: Eukaryota; Fungi; Ascomycota; Saccharomycetes; Saccharomycetales; Saccharomycetaceae
Gene: ATG32
Product: mitophagy protein ATG32
Exons: 1
Coding region: 1-1413 (470 amino acids)
Source: RefSeq, a predicted model, not a curated record